Exophiala aquamarina CBS 119918 is the source of this 462-nucleotide messenger RNA. Its product is annotated as glutathione S-transferase. The transcript has 2 exons. NCBI's taxonomy places the organism in Eukaryota, Fungi, Ascomycota, Eurotiomycetes, Chaetothyriales, Herpotrichiellaceae. The coding region runs from base 1 to 462 and encodes 153 amino acids. The record is from RefSeq and is a predicted model, not a curated record. Gene Ontology annotation, cellular component: membrane; nuclear envelope; endoplasmic reticulum. Gene Ontology annotation, molecular function: glutathione transferase activity; glutathione peroxidase activity.
AUGCCUCAGACAAUAACACUGCCAGACGGCUACGGCUACGUUGCCUUGAUAGCACUGGGCCUCACUCCAAUUCUCUCCUUUGUACAAGGCAUAGUGGUGACUUCAUUCCGCAAAGCCGCGGGUGUGCCAUAUCCCAACGCAUACGCAACGCCACAGCAAAUGAAAGCGACACCCGCGGCCUAUCACUUCAAUUGCGCUCAGCGUGCGCACGCCAAUCUGCUCGAGAACAUGCCUCAGACUAUCUUGUCCAUGUUGUUCAGUGGACUCGUCCACCCGCGAGCAGCAACCUGGCUUGGGGGUUUCUGGCUUGCAUGUCGGGUUCUUUACGCGCUUGGAUAUGUGAAGGGCAGUGGUGACGAUGAGAAGGGUAAAGGUAAAGGCCGCAUGAUUGGUGGCGGCUUCUGGCUUGCACAGUUUGCACUGAUAGGGUUGUCGAUCUAUGUUGCGGUCGGCCUGUUUUGA